Molecule: messenger RNA, 1699 nt
Organism: Coregonus sp. 'balchen'
Lineage: Eukaryota; Metazoa; Chordata; Actinopteri; Salmoniformes; Salmonidae
Source: the annotation of a GenBank genome assembly
CUAGAGUUAUGGUUCCCUGAAUGAGGAAGACCAACAGGGUGGCUGAGUGAAUACCCACUCCUGACUGACUGCUCUGGAUAUAGGCUACAAGCUAAAGAAGAAGUAUAUCCUAUAAUGGCGUGCAUUAAAUCAAUCUAUGAUUUCAGCGCUGAGACCUUGGACGGUCAGAGCGUUCCUCUCAGUAACUACAGGGGCAUGGUGCUCCUCAUUGUCAACAUGGCCACCUUCUGAGGGUCAACAAUAGAGGAGGUAGGCUAAUGAUGAUUCAUGGUGCUAGCCUAUACAGGCUAAAAGCCUAAUGCUGGUCAGCGAACAUAGGCCUAAUUGUGUUGUAGUAUUAGAGAUAUUUUACAGUCAGUCCAAGGGGAAUGUUUUUGUUCUCCAAGGGGAAUGUUGAGGUGGUGUUCUAAUUCUAUGGGUCAUCCAACAGUACCACAGAAUGAAUGCACUCAUGGAAAUGUUUGGUGACCUCAACUUCACUGUCCUGGGAUUCUCCUGCAAUCAGUUUGGUCUUCAGGCACCUGGUAAGUCUUUUUGAAAUAACAAUAAGUGUUUUUGAUCUGUUGUAACUUAUAGGCCUACUUUGUCUCCAGGAGUAAUGCUAAGUAUCAAAACACUCAUGUGUAGGCCCAUAGUAUGCUUGUUUGUCAUGUGGAACAACGAUGACGAGACCAGUUUGUUUUUUAAAUGUCUCUGUUUCAGAACUAAUAAGCUUACUGUUCUGUUGUAUUUGUUGUUGUUGUGUCUUCAGAGGUAAAUCAUGAAACCCUCAACCUUCUCAAGUAUGUAAGGCCAGGUGGGGGGUUUGUCCCCAAGUUCCCUGUGUUUGGCAAGAUCGAGGUCAACGGGUUGAAUGAAGAACCUCUUUUCGCCUAUCUCAAGGUACAUUUUACAUUUUAGUCAUUUAGCAGACGCUCUUAUCCAGAGCGACUUACAGUUUUUUAGUGAGUACAUACAUUUUUCAUACUAGCAUAAAUGUUUAAUGGACUAGCACAGUCACACAUCAAACUAGAUUGAUGGCUACGUGGUAGAAUAUUUGACAUGUCCUUAUGCACUAUUAUGUACCUCACUCUAGGGUCAAGUUGAAUACCUUAUGGACUUCCAGACCUCACUAAAAGCUUUUGUUCAUGUCUUCUACAACAGGAGUCUUUGCCCUAUGUGAACCCUGUCAUAGGAGAUAUAAAGAAGUUCUACUGGUCACCCAUCAAAGUCAAUGACAUUCGCUGGAACUUUGAGAAGUUUCUAAUCGAUUCUAAAGGGGUGCCUUUCAGACGGUAAGUUAAUCACACGAAGAAGAAGAAAAAAUGACUUGACAGUAUAAUAAAUGUAUCAAUCAUUCAUUCAUUCAUAAUUCAUUCGUUAAUUCAUUUACAAAUAACAAGAUUUGAAAAUACUUUAUAAUGGCCUCUCCUUUUCCCCAGUUAUGAACUUCAUGGCCCUCCUGAGAUCGUGGAGAAAGACAUCGCAAGCCUUCUAUAAAUGGAGCCAUCUGUUCCCUUUAUGGCUGUCAAGAAAGUGGGUCCUUCGCCAGCAGAGGAAGAGUGACGAUCUCUCAGUAAAUGCAGACUAAAUGCAGCUGAGCUGGAUCUGAUGGAGCAGGGAGAAGGACUCUGAGUUUCAGUGCAUUCACUCAGAGUAUCAGAUCCCUCCAGCCCUUGUUGGUGAUUAGUAGGCCUGUAAUCAGCAUGCUCUCAAUGUA